Messenger RNA from Arachis stenosperma, 1361 nucleotides. RefSeq lists its product as uncharacterized. Gene Ontology annotation, molecular function: RNA binding. Gene Ontology annotation, biological process: tRNA guanine ribose methylation. The record is from RefSeq and is a predicted model, not a curated record. The coding region runs from base 93 to 1058 and encodes 321 amino acids. Lineage: Eukaryota; Viridiplantae; Streptophyta; Magnoliopsida; Fabales; Fabaceae. The transcript has 6 exons.
CCAAAGACUAGAACUGGAGUCUGGAACUAAGCAGCAUCUCUGCAGAAACAUAAACACAAACACGUUGUGUGCAGCCAAAAAUCAAAACGCAAAUGAGUGUUUGCAACUGCAAAACCCUUCUUCUGUGUUCCUCUCUCUCUUCCUUCAAAUCCCAACACACCACUCUUUCUCUCUCUUCUUCCCUCACCCGAAGAUGCUUCGCUUCACUCCAAACCGCUCCUUCCAUUGCAGACGACGCUGUCAAACAACUCCUAACCAACCACGAUGGUGUCUCCAGGCUCAUGAAGAUGGAGCGCAAGCCACUCCUCUUCCAACCCCAACCUCACGCUCGCUGGUUCCCUUACCUCGAUAGGUUCAGCUGUGAAAAUGGUUAUGUGAUAAGCAGUGGUGAGAUCAUUGAUGCUGUUAGUCCGGUGAUGUCGGAAGAGAGGAGGGAGAGGUUCAAGAAUGUGGUUCAGAACAGGAGCUACUCAGUUUGUUUGGUGGUGGAAGGGCUCUGCGACUUUGGGAAUGUUUCCGCUGCAUUUCGGUCUGCGGAUGCACUUGGGGUGCAGUCUGUUCAUGUGGUGUCUUGUGAUGCCAACAAAAGGUAUAGAGAUAAUCGUCAUGUGAGCAUGGGUGCAGAAAAGUGGUUGGACAUUGAAUUGUGGGACUCUACGACGGAGUGCUUUAAGAUGUUAAAAUCACGUGGUUAUCGAAUCGCCACAACCCAUUUAGGAAUGGAUACGGUUUCUAUAUAUGACAUGGACUGGUCCUGCCCAACUGCAAUUGUAGUUGGGAAUGAGAAUAGGGGCAUUAGCGAGGAGGCUUUGGAGUUGUCGGAUUUGCAUUGCAGUAUUCCGAUGAACGGAAUGGUAGACUCUUUCAAUGUUUCGGUUGCUGCUGGAAUCCUCAUGCACCAUGCCGUGUGUGAUAGAAUAUCACGAAUGGGCCAUCAUGGUGAUCUGACAGAAGAAGAAAGACAAAUUCUACUUGCAGAGUUUUCACUGCGCCAUAGCAACAGUGCAAUAAGCAUCGUUCAAGAUUAUGCAAAGCGCAAGGUGGCAACAUCGACCUAAAAGAAAAGGCAAAAUUCUUCUGAUUUUCAUGUUUUCCCACCGAGACAGGCACAUCCAUGAAGCUAAACUGGUCCCUUCCUGAAUAUGACUGAUUCCCACAAACUAGAGCAACAACAGCAAGAAAUUGCAUUAGCUGAUGAAGCAUGAUGCACAAGGCUGAUUGAAUAACAUUUUAACAACAUGGAUCGUCAUCAAGGCUUCUGUCUGUACUAUAAAAUCUGUGCUCAAUGAUGUGCUUAGGAAUGAAAUUAUUGUAUGAAACGUGCAAAUGCAACUAAUUGUAAUAUCUUCAGUUUUGGGGUA